Molecule: messenger RNA, 1116 nt
Organism: Exophiala bonariae
Lineage: Eukaryota; Fungi; Ascomycota; Eurotiomycetes; Chaetothyriales; Herpotrichiellaceae
Exons: 2
Coding region: 1-1116 (371 amino acids)
Source: RefSeq, a predicted model, not a curated record
AUGUCGGAUGACGAGGCGGACCCGGAACUCCUGGAAUUGCUGCGUCAAUCGCUAGGCCUGGGUCCAGGCUCCUCCACCGCUCCUCCCACCACGGGGGUGCUCAAGUCGGCCGAAUAUAUAUACGAUAAUUCGAUCGAUGUCGCCAUAUCGACGGCGGGAACAAAGGCGGCCGCAGAGACCAUAUGGCUUUUGAUGCAACAGAAGAGCUAUUCGACCCAGACUUGGUCGGAACAUGAGCUCCAUCCACAGGCCAAGGACGAGGCCACGGUCAACUUCAUAUUCACCAUGAACCUACUGAACUUCUCAUUUUGGUCCGAGUUACCACCAGAAGAACGUUUCGCAGUGGAGUACAAAGAUCAGCGAUGGACGGGGUAUUGGUCUUUGGUGGCAGCUCUGCAAAGAGCGUUGGAUGAAGGCUACGCAAUCACCACACCAGAUUUCUGGCAAGAUCUCGACGCCUGUCCCGACUCAACAUUAGCCCACAUCUUCCGCUCCGCGACCGCCGAACCCAUCCCCUUACUCAACGAACGGAUCGCCAUCCUCCGCGAAGCAGGCACCAUCCUAUACAACGACUUCGGCUGCAGACCCAUCAACAUCAUCUCCCACGCGAAUCAAUCAGCAGCCUCACUUGUGAACCUGCUGGUCGAAUCAUUCCCCAACUUCCGCGACACGGCCACCUUCCACGGCAAGCCCGUGAAACUCUACAAACGGGCGCAGAUCCUCGUCGCCGACCUGUGGGCCUGUUUCAACGGGACGUCCUACGGCAGCUUCACCGACAUGGACAGCGGCGCGCUCACCAUGUUCGCCGACUACCGCAUUCCGCAGAUGCUGCAGUCGCUCAGCUGCUUGUGGUACUCACCGCGGCUGGAGUCACGGAUCGCCCGGUGCGACGAGCUCAAGCCCGGCGAGGACAUGGAGGUCGAGAUUCGUGGCUGCAGUAUCUGGUGCGUCGAGCUGCUGAGGCAGGAGAUCGAGAGGAAACAUCCCGAUGCCAAAGGAAAGCUUAACGCCGUCUUGAUUGACUUCUUCCUGUACGAUACGUGCAAGGAGAUGGAGAGGAAAGGUGAGAUUGAUGAUGUCUUGACGCAUCAUCGGACGAGGUCGAUUUUCUACUAG